AUGCUGACGGGACUGCCAGCGCGUGAAAUGAACAAGCAAAACAAAAAAAUCUUAAAAACACGGCGGCAGGGUGUGGCUGCGGGUGUGGCGCUGCGGGUGUCUGCCCGCCCUGGCCGCAAAAAAACAAAACAAAAGGGAAAAAAUGUGUGCUCCGCCCCACAGGCCAUCGUCGCACGCCCACACGUCACGGCUCCCUCAGCGCGCCGUUCGUCGCGGCCCCUCCUCAUGCGUGCAGCAGGCGAGGCGCACAGGGCCGUCGUCAUGAGCGUGUCGGUGGGUGUGCGAGUGGAGCAGUUGGGCGGAAACACACGGCACCCCUCACAGGAAGAGUGCAGAAGAAAAAAUUAA
Messenger RNA from Trypanosoma cruzi, 348 nucleotides. RefSeq lists its product as uncharacterized. The record is from RefSeq and is a predicted model, not a curated record. The transcript has a single exon. Lineage: Eukaryota; Euglenozoa; Kinetoplastea; Trypanosomatida; Trypanosomatidae. Bases 1 to 348 code for a protein of 115 amino acids.